Molecule: messenger RNA, 5517 nt
Organism: Pomacea canaliculata
Lineage: Eukaryota; Metazoa; Mollusca; Gastropoda; Architaenioglossa; Ampullariidae
Product: ATP-binding cassette sub-family A member 3-like
Biological process (GO): lipid transport; transmembrane transport
Cellular component (GO): membrane; intracellular membrane-bounded organelle
Molecular function (GO): lipid carrier activity; ATP hydrolysis activity; ABC-type transporter activity
Source: RefSeq, a predicted model, not a curated record
UUUUGACAACGAGGAAGGAGUUGGUCUCCUACUUCCGUUUGAAUUCCGACAAAAUGCAAUUAGCUGUUGUGUUUGAAGGACUUGAUCAUGUCGAAAUCUGCCACGGGAAGUGACGUAUUACAUCCGACCAAUGACAGGCGAGGAGACAGAAUGGUUUACAGGCCUGACCUAUCCAUUCCUUCGUCUCAACGUGCCGUCAACUACUGGCCCAGAUUACACAUCAUCUGGAGUUCUUCUGCUUCAAGUGAUAGUAGGCGAGGUCUUGAUCCAACACUGGAGUAAUAGAACCUUCACCUUUGACCUGAGGUCACAGAAAAUGCCAUUCCCUCCUUACAUCAAAGAUCCGAUCAUCAUGGUUCUCGACACUACCUUCCCGCUUCUCCUCAUGCUCUCCUUCAUCCUCAGUGUCGUCGCCAACACCAAGAGUAUCGUCUAUGAAAAGGAACACAAGCUCAAGGAAUCCAUGAAGCUGAUGGGGCUGAUACCCGCCGCCCACUGGGUCUCCUGGUUCAUUACCUGCUACGUCUACCUUGCCGUUGCCAUGGCGAUCUACGCUGUGUUAUUUGGAGUCAACAUCAUCAAAAGCAAGGGAGCGGUUCUCACCCACAGCAACCCAGAGUUGUUCUUUCUCUUCCUCCUUCUGUAUGCUGCUGCCAUCGUGUCCUUCUGCUUCAUGGUCAGCGUGCUGGUGCAGAAAGCCAACGUGGCCUCAGCCCUGGCAGGGAUGCUGUUCUUCGCCUUUUAUUUCCCAAAUUUCUUCUUGGCCUCUCGUUACCAGGACAUGACAAAAUCUGAGAAAAUUGGGGCUUGCUUUUUGUUUAACAUGGCUAUGUCCUUCGGCCAAGUCUUUUCCCUUUCCGAAGGCACAGGGGAAGGGGCCAGAUGGGACAACUUUUACAAACCUGCCUCCGUCGAUGACGACUUUUGCUUGCUGGAUGCCAUGGUGAUGCUGCUGGCAGACACGUUCAUCCACCUGCUGAUCACGUGGUACAUAGAGAAAUGUGCGACCUGGUAACUUCGGGUGCCCAGACCUUUCUACUUUCCCUUCACCAGCUCAUACUGGUGUGGAUCGAAGCCCACCAAGAGCGAAAUGUACGAGUCACGCAAGGGAGAGGAAGAUAAACACUUCGAGAGAGAACCAACCGACUUCGAGGCCUGCAUCAGAAUCUGCAACCUUACAAAGAAAUACAGCAAAAACAAGGUAGCCGUCGAGUCCAUGAACCUUACAAUGUACAAAGGUCAAAUAACGGUUUUACUGGGUCACAACGGAGCGGGCAAAACAACGACGAUGUCUAUGCUGACAGGUUUUGAAACACCCUCCUCCGGCACCGCCUACAUCAACGCUGACAUCAGGACUGACAUGAAGGGCAUCCGACAGAGUCUGGGGCUGUGUCCUCAGCACAACAUCCUCUUUGGCACUCUCACUGUCCAAGAACACCUGACAUUCUUCGCUAGGCUCAAGGGAUGUCCAAGGAAAGAUGUCCAACAAGAAGUCGAGAGAACCAUCAAAGAAGUGGGGCUGGAGGCCAAGGUGGACGCCAGAGCCGCCACGCUGUCGGGGGGACAGAAGCGAAAACUGUCGGUCGGCAUUGCCCUCAUCAACGGUUCGAGAGUUGUCAUCCUUGACGAGCCGACUUCCGGUAUGGAUCCCGCUGCACGCCGUCAGACCUGGGAUGUGCUGAAAGGCCGCUGCAUGCUGCUGACUACUCACUACAUGGACGAGGCUGACGUGCUUGGGGACAGAAUCGCCAUCAUGGCAGAGGGCGUGGUCAAAUGCUGUGGCUCCUCCCUUUUUCUCAAAAAGCUCUACGGUGCCGGCUACCAUCUGGUGCUGGUCAAAGCGGCCGAUUGUAAGGUGUCCAAGAUCACGGAGAUCAUUCAGUCCUUUCUUCCCUCCGCACGCUUCGAAAGCGAGGUCAAUAUGGAGUUGUCCUACCUGCUACCUGCUGACCACUCACAUGUAUUUCCGACUCUCUUCACAUUGCUGGAGGACCGGAAAGAAGAGUUACGGAUAUUGAGUUUCGGGGCCACUGCCACAACGAUGGAGGAAGUUUUCCUUCGGGUGGGGCAGAGCGCCGUCACAGAAGAGGGGACGAUCGUGAACAAACCUCAGAGCCACGGAGGACACACCAACCCCGCCUUCCUGUCGGACCAGACCGUGACUGACAAGGGGGAACAUUUACACUUCCAGACGAUGAGCGAAGAUGCGGAAAACGCUGCCUCGGAUAUUCUCGAUUUCACUCGAGGUUACACCAAGGCCCACGGGAGGGCGCUACAGUUAGCUCGACUGAAAGCCCUGCUGGUGAAGAAAGCCAUCCAUUUCUGGAGGAACCGCAUCAUCACCAUCGCUCAGCUUCUUCUUCCAGUCGUCUUCACCAUCCUUGCCCUCUCCAUCGAAAAGGCCAAGUCCGUGACCAUCUCCCACCCUCCACUUGAAUGGUCGCUGGAUCGCUUCUCGGGAACACACAUCCUUUACUGUUCAAGGUGCGGUGACAACGUGUCUGAAGCCCUGGCCACGGCGUACGAGACUCAGUUCGAUGCCAGUCAGACAGUGGAGCGCAUGUUUCUAGACUCCAGCAUCAAUCUCACCUCGUUUCUGUUGGACCGAGAGGAGCUCGUGGGAAUCGCAAGCUUCAACAAGAAGAUUAUCGUCGGCGCUGACUUUGCGCCCUCGUCAGCAGCAGAUGUAAUGGCUGUGGCCCUGUACAACGGACAACCCUACCACUCCAAGCCCACGGCAGUCCACUACGUCCUCAACGCCCUCGUCAGGACGUUCGUGGGUGAAGGUUACAAGGUCAAGGCCGGGAUUCAUCCGCUGCCAGCGAGCCAGGAGGUCGAGGCCAAGCAGUCCACCCGCACGACCUCGCAGUCAGGCUUCAGCAUCGGACUCGUCCUGUCCUUCGGGAUGGCGUUCUUAACGACGAUGUUCAUCUACUUUCUUAUUGUGGAACGCACGUGCGGCGCGAAGCAUCUGCAGGUGAUGAGUGGUGUGAGGCCUGUACUGUACUGGCUGUCCAACCUCCUGUGGGACUACACCAACUACCUGCUGGCGUGUCUGGCUGUCGUCGCCGUCUUCGCAGGUUUCGCCAUCGAGGUGUACGUGGGCGACAACCGGCUUGGGUUGAUUUUUCUGAUUCUGGUUCUGUACGGGUGGGCCGUCCUGCCUCUCAUGUACCUCGCGCACUUCUUCUUCAGCUCUGGUGCCACUGGCGUGGUGGUCGUCAUCGUCUUCAACAUCUUCUGUGGGCGUGGUCUACUUCUGCCUGACGCUGCUGGUGGAGCACCGAGUGCUGCAGGGCAUUGGGAAUGCAUGCAGUGUGGGUACUCGCAUCGUCUAUCGUCCGUCGACAACCAGCGGCAGUCCUCGUUCCUGACGGGGUCGGCGACGGAGGACAACGACGUGGCGAAAGAACGCCGCCGCAUCAACGCCUCCCCCGCCUCGGUGCUGUCGCAGAAGGACUCGCUCCUGUUGGUCAACCUGUACAAAACCUUUCGCAACUUCGCGGCCGUUGACCACGUGUGUUUAGGUGUCCCCGAGCACGAGUGUUUCGGUCUCUUGGGGCAGAACGGUGCAGGCAAGACCACCAUCUUCAAGAUGUUGACGGGGGAUGUCAAGAUGACAGGAGGCAACGGGUAUUUAAAGGGGUACGACAUCAAAGGCUCCCUGAAAAAGGUGCAGACAAACAUGGGUUAUUGCCCGCAGUUUGACGCAGUCCUGAACCAGAUGACUGGGCGAGAGACACUGACCAUGUAUGCCAGACUGAGGGGCGUUCCCGAGAAAAGCAUAAGGACUGUGGUCAACAGUCUGAUUGACAUCUUGAUGCUCCGCCCUCACGCCGACAAACUCACUGGACACUACAGUGGAGGAAACAAGCGAAAGUUAAGCACCGCCAUUGCGCUGAUCGGAGACCCUCCGUUUUUGAUGCUGGACGAACCGUCAUCUGGCAUGGACCCUGGCGCCCGUCGCCAACUGUGGACAGUCCUGUCCAAGGUGAGAGCCAGCGGCAGGACUUUGGUUCUCACAUCACACAGCAUGGAGGAGUGUGACGCGCUGUGUACAAGGAUAGCAAUCAUGGUCAACGGCAACUUCCUGUGUCUGGGAUCUCCUCAACAUCUCAAAUCCAAGUUCGGCCAGGGCUACUCGCUUGUUGCCCAGAUGGCGGUGCAGUCCCACGGCGUGCCCACCGACUACGCCCCUUUGGUGUCUUACUUGCAGGCGUGUUGUCCAAACGCCCGGGUGUUUGAUUGUCACCAGGGUUACGUGCACAUGCAGGUGCCGGACCCCUGGGUCAAACUGGCUGACGUGUUUUCUUGGAUGGAGCACUCCAAGAUCUACUUAGGUGUGCAGGACUACAGCGUCCACCAGACGACACUUGAACAAAUUUUCCUCGCUUUUACAAGAGCUCAAGUUCCUCCCAGAAAGAAAAAGAAGAAGAAGUGCUCCAAGAGGAAUUGCUGCUGUUUAUGUUGCUGUUGUUGAUGGCGACGACGAGGAAGCUGUCUCCCUCCUCCCACAACUCUGAAGGUUACAUGUAUAGUGACAAUGUCCUUUCACACAGUGUCUUUGCAUUGAAGGAGUCACUACAAAAGGAACAGGAUAUGUGACUUAUUCUUGGGAGGAGGGUAUUCCCCAUGCAGGAUCCUAGGACAUGUCCGAAAGUUAGUUGGGGAAACGGGUACAGAUGGUUCAGUUGUACAAGCUGAACACACAGCGUGAGGUUUACCAUGCAGCAAGAGGUACUCUGCUGUAGAGGUGUCCUGUUUGUGUUUCUUCCAUUGGAGUGGAAGGAGGUCUUAAAGACUUGGUAUGGACACAUUCCACUCACUAAAUAUUUCUGCAAGCACAGCACAAACCAAUAACAUCUAGUGAAUUUGCAAUGGUAACCAUUAGCAGUCAGCCAAGACAAAAUGCCAAGUGCACAACUGUAUUGGAAAGAGCCUUUGUAAUCAUAAUAAAUCUGAAGAACACUGCAGAGGAAACAAGUUGUGCCUUUUCAGUGGACAAAACUGACACCUGAAGUCUGUGUUCUCCCUAUUUUUCCUGAAAAAAAUCAAGAUGCAAGAUUUCUUGUUUACAGGCCUAGCAUCACAGCUUCUCUCUUUUCUUUAAACCGAGCAGCUGCAAGGAUUAUUUUUGCACGUGCAGAAUUGACAUAUUUUUGAAAGUCAGGAAGAUUAUUGAUUAUCGUGUCUAAUUUAAUGAAUUCUAAAUGAAUAUGUGAACUUAUUUGCAAACCGCCAAUGAUCAGGACAUGAUGAGCUGUACAUUCAUUGUUAAUACUCACCAUUUGUGUCUCACACUCUAUAUUUUUAAGCUGUAAUUUCAUGUCACGUAUCGACAGUCGAUGGCUUUAUUAUCUAAAGGUACUGAAUUAUACUUGUUAAUAAGAUGAAAGAUUGAUGAAAGUUGAAUAAUCAAUGAAUUUGUCACAACCAGUUCAAUGUGCACUAAUUUCGCAAGAACAGACACAACACUACACACCAGACAAUGUUAGACUUGCACAUACAGCCAAACAG